Molecule: messenger RNA, 1654 nt
Organism: Aegilops tauschii subsp. strangulata
Lineage: Eukaryota; Viridiplantae; Streptophyta; Magnoliopsida; Poales; Poaceae
Source: RefSeq, a predicted model, not a curated record
AUGGGUCCUCUGUUUCCUGCAUGGCUUAAGUGGCAAGUGGAUCUUACUUACCUUGACAUCUCAAGCACAGGAAUAACCGAUAGGUUUCCAGAUUGGUUCUCUAGUUCCUUCUCAAAGAUCACAUCCUUGGAUAUCUCCAAUAACCGAAUAAGUGGCGCCCUGCCAAAAAAUAUGGGUAACACGUCAUUGGGAUCACUAUAUUCUAGGUCGAACAAUAUAUCUGGUAGAAUACCUCAAUUGCCCAGAAAUCUAGAGAUAUUGGACAUAUCAAGAAACUCAUUAUCAGGCCCCCUGCCAUCAGAUUUUGGGGCUCCAAAACUAGAUAUGAUAAGUCUAUUCUCCAAUUACAUCACAUGUCAAAUUCCACUGUUUGUAUGUGAACUGAACUUGUAUUCCUUGGAUUUGGCCAACAAUCUUCUUGAAGGAGAACUUCCUCAAUGUUUCAGCACAAAAGACAUGGCAUUUCUAUUGUUAAGUAACAAUAGAUUCUCUGGCAAGUUUCCGCCAUUUCUAGAAAACUGCACAACGCUAUCUUUUUUAGAUCUGGCAAGGAACAAAUUCUCUGGAACAUUGCCAAUGUGGAUUGGGAACUUGGGGGAACUACAGUUUCUACGGCUGAGCAACAACAUGUUCCACGGGCAUAUUCCGAAUAAUAUCACAAGUCUCAGUAAACUUUAUCAUUUGAAUCUGGCUGCCAAUGGGAUAUCAGGUUCCAUACCUCAUCAUCUAUCAAAUCUAACAAUGAUAACAACACCAUAUGUACACGUUCCUGGCGCCGUCGUUGCAAGUUUCCAAAGUAUAGUUGGUGAUAUGCCAGUAGUCAUCAAGAGGCAAGAACUUGAAUACAAAGGUGUUGCUAUUUUGGAGAUAUUGAGCAUUGACUUCUCUUGCAACUAUUUAACCGGUAAAAUUCCAGAGGAAAUCACAUCUCUUGGUGGAUUGAUAAAUCUGAACUUGUCAUGGAAUCAAUUGAAUGGAGGAUUACCAAAGAAGAUUGGGGACAUGCAGAUGUUGGAGUCACUUGACUUCUCGAACAAUGAUAUUUCAGGAGAAAUUCCGUCAAGCUUGUCAAAUCUAACAUACUUGAGCAUUCUGGACCUGUCAUAUAAUCAUCUAGCAGGAAUAAUACCAUCAGGAGUUCAACUUGACACUCUUUACACGGAGUAUCCAUCCAUAUACAAUGGCAACACUGGCCUUUAUGGUCCCAUCCUUCAUAAAAGUUGCUCAGUCAACAAUAAUGCACCACAGCGUGACCAUCAACAGAGAAGUAAAAAAGUUUCAGAGUCGACGUUGUUCUUUUACUUUGGACUUGGGUCGGGGUUUGUGGCUGGCCUCUGGGUUGUGUUUUGUGCUCUGCUCUUCAAGAAAGCAUGGAGGGUUGCUUAUUUCCGCUUCUUUGACAAGGUGCAUGACAAAGCCUAUGUGUUCAUAAUUGUCACUUGGGGCAGGUUUGCCAGGAAAAGGUGACUAUAAAUCUACAAUUCAAGUGCUAAAUUAAAUCAGCUUACAACAAGUGCCAGUCUAUCAUAUGGGUUGUGUGAAUAAAUGAAACUGAAUAGCGUGUAUUUAGAGACUUGUGCUACUGUAUGCCUUUUUAUUUCCGGCAAACUUGUAAUAAUGAAUGUUGCAUGAUGCAUGCAACCGUUAUUGGUUU